AUGCCUUUUCAAGGGCACCUUUACAAGCUGAAGCGGCACUUCACUGCCGCUGACAUUUGCCCUUUGUGUUUAUGCAAAAAGGAUGAUGCAGGUGAGGUCUCGCAGAACCCAAGCUGGCUUCCUACAAUGGGUGUGUCUGUACCGUGGGAUACAAGCUCGCCGCCCGAAAUAUCAAUCGUCCCUGGGUUGGGCAGGCCUGAAGCUAUCCGCCCAGACAUCUUCCAUUUGGGUCACCUUGGAAUUUGUCGUGAUGUUUAUCUGGGAUGUAUCAUUUCUUUGGCCAUGGUGUUUGGGCACUUCGGUGGCAAAGCUGUUCGAAGUCUGGAUGGGAAACUAGCGAAUGCAUACCAGCUUUUCAAAAGCUACUGCCACCUACGUCACAGCACACCUUUUGCAAAGCACUGGACUCGUGAAAACUUCAAUUUCAAAGGUCCUCGAUAUCCCGAUUGCAGCUUCAAGGCCUCGGACUCGUAUUUGAUCCUGAAAUGGUUGGAAGAUUAUCUUUCGGGACCUCCGUGGGACGACAGCACAGGCAUCCUGGGAUUGAUGCUUUCAACCAUCGUGGCACUGAGCAGCUUUUAUCAUUUGUGCUACACGUCUCCGAGUCGACAAUGGCUUCGUGACAGCUUGGCCAAGCAAGUGGAACAAUCGUUGCAAACUUUCUUAUCUGAUUACUACAAGCUGGCACUAUGGGCUUACAGAUCAGGAGUACUGGUUUACAGAUUCGUUCCGAAGCUUCACGCUUGGAAACACAUUCAUCUGCGGCUGCAGGGUGAGCUAGCCUUGGCCCGGGGAUACACUUUUAACCCUGCUAUUUACGCCACGGCGAACGACGAAGACUUUGUGGGCAAGGCAAGCAGACCGAUUCGAGAUCUACAUAGCGGAAAUGCAAGCCUCAGAAGGCUCGAGCUUUAUCGAAUCGAGUUGCAGCGAGAGUGGGGCUA
Messenger RNA from Symbiodinium necroappetens, 944 nucleotides. The record is from the annotation of a GenBank genome assembly. Lineage: Eukaryota; Dinophyceae; Suessiales; Symbiodiniaceae.